This is a messenger RNA of Stegodyphus dumicola, 1499 nucleotides long. RefSeq names its product multiprotein bridging factor 1 (gene mbf1). Gene Ontology annotation, cellular component: nucleus. The record is from RefSeq and is a predicted model, not a curated record. Gene Ontology annotation, molecular function: DNA binding. Lineage: Eukaryota; Metazoa; Arthropoda; Arachnida; Araneae; Eresidae.
AACGUGCGAUGAAAUUACCAGAUGGUUUUCUAAGCGCUCAGUUCUAAUAAUCUUAAGGCAGAAAAAACACCAGGAAUAAAAAUUUUUCUUCGAAAAAUGCUUGAGCUGUCAGAUGUGAUUAUUUGGAAUUGAUUCGUUUAAUACUUUUGCAAACGAUGGAUCUAAAUGAAAUACUAGUCGUAACCGUAAAUUGUAUAUAUUUUGCCUGUUGUUCGCAGAAUUCUUGAAACGUGUUUAUAUUGUAUAUUUCCUGUUUCUAAAUUUCUGCAGUGAACAGAAGAUUUGUAAUUGGAGAAUUUUUGUAAAUAGAAGUCAUGUCUGAAGAUUCUAGUGAUUGGGACACUGUAACAUAUUUGCGCAAGAAACCACCUAAAGCAAGUCAACUUCGAUCGCAGCAGGCAAUUAAUGCAGCUCAGCGACAAGGUUUGGCUAUUGAAACUACAAAAAAAUUUAAUGCUGCUACGAAUAAACAGCACCAAACAACUCUAAAUACUUCCAAGCUUGAUAAAGAAACGGAGCAACUUCACCAUGAAACUGUUGGACUGGAUGUAGGUCGUCUCAUUCAGCAAGGGAGGCAGAACAAAGGCUUGACUCAGAAAGAUCUUGCAACGAGGAUUAAUGAAAAGCCUCAGGUUAUAAAUGAUUAUGAAGCAGGAAGAGCUGUGCCUAAUCAACAAAUUCUCACAAAAAUAGAGAGGGUCAUAGGUAUGAAGUUGCGAGGCAAAGAAAAAGGCCAGCCCAUGGAGCCAAAAUCUGCUGCAAAGAAAAAAUGACAAAUUACUUUUCAAGAAUUGCUUUUCAGCAACAAAUUUUGCUUAUUGUAAAACUAUACAGUAUCUGUAUAUUUUUUGUGAGUUUCUUUUAUAUACAUAUUUAAAGAAAUUACAGGUGUUGUGCUUUUUAAGUCUACAGAAGACUGGUGUUUUGCACACACAGUUUACUUAUCUUUAUUUUAAAAAUCUUGAGUUCUGUAUAUUCCUCUGUUAAAUAACUAAAUUUCUUAAUGACAUGUUGUCAUAAUUAGUAGUGAAGAAGAUCAUUAUGUGAUCUGCACGUAUGUAUCAGCAUACCUGUGGUUUCUCUCCUGUUAGAUUAGAGGAAUAAAAUGCAAUUCCUCUGCCAGCUUUUUUGUGUAUUAAUUCACAGAGAUAAUAUUUUGCACCUAUUUUUUUAAAUGAUUCAUAAUGAACAUUUGGGGGAGAAAAUCUUGCAUUCAAAGUUAAUUCAUUUUGAAUUGGCUGAUCAUCGAAUAUGAUUAAGAAUUUUUGUGUGACUUUUUAUGAAGUGAAUUUGUGUAGUGAGAGUCUUAAGCAAUAUCUUUUCUUAUUGGCUGUCAUUAUCUUCUAUGUUCAUCUGUUUUAUUAUUUUUUACUACUUACUAAAAAUAGUAAUACCAUAACUGUCCAUAAAAAGUACCACUGAAAAAUGCAAAUAUAUUUUAAUAGUGUGUUGAGGAACUGGCUGUAGGUUUGUAAUAAAUAAAAGGAUAUUAAUGAAUA